Gamsiella multidivaricata is the source of this 1940-nucleotide messenger RNA. RefSeq names its product nicotinate phosphoribosyltransferase family-domain-containing protein. Gene Ontology annotation, molecular function: nicotinamide phosphoribosyltransferase activity. Bases 197 to 1795 code for a protein of 532 amino acids. The record is from RefSeq and is a predicted model, not a curated record. Gene Ontology annotation, biological process: NAD+ biosynthetic process. NCBI's taxonomy places the organism in Eukaryota, Fungi, Mortierellomycota, Mortierellomycetes, Mortierellales, Mortierellaceae. The transcript has 8 exons.
GGGUUCUGGGUGACUGCCGUAGACCUGCUCAUUUUCGUUUGACGAGGCUCAAGUUGCUACGCGUUUUUGCACUCUUCGUAUCCAUCGUCCUCCCUCCCUCUGCUUGUCAAAAUACUGCUACUCAGUUCAAUACCACUCUUCGAUAUAUCCCUACCCCGAGACACAUUUCUUCCCCUGAACUGUUUACAGCGAGAUCAUGAUGGCGUUCAACAUCCCGAUGGCGGUCCUGACGGAUUCGUACAAGACGACUCACCCAUUCAUCUACCCAAAGGCACAGAAGAUGGUCGCGUACGCAGAGAUGCGUCAGGCCUAUGACAAAGACCCUCAUGACAACCGUAUCGUCUUUUAUGGCAUCCGUUUUAUCAUUGAAAACUAUGUGUCCAAGAAAUGGACGAUGCAGGAUAUUGAGCAGGCGGAGGUGUUUUUUGCGACCCACAACGCUGGGUUCAUGCCCUUCCCAUUCCCAAAGGACUUGUUUGUCAAGAUUGUGAAGGAGCACGAUGGAUACUUCCCUGUGAAGAUCGAGGCGCUCCCCGAUGGGACCGCAUGCCAUACACAUGUGCCUACGUACCAGAUCACAGCCGAGGGGGAUAUGAGCCGACUAGUUACUUUUCUGGAGACGUUGUUGACCAUGAUCUGGUACCCAACCACGGUGGCGACACUGUCGAGACGCUCCAGGGACUUGAUUCAGGCCGCUUAUGACAAGAGUGUGGAUGCGGAUAGCUUCUGGUCAUUGGAGAGCCGAUUGCAUGACUUUGGGUUCCGUGCGUGCACGAAUGUUGAACAGUCUGUCAUCGGGGGUACUGCCCACCUUCUCAAUUUCACGGGAACGGACACGUUGAGCGCCGCUUAUUAUGCACAGUUCCAGCUGAACAAGGGCGAGCCCGUCGCGAGCUCGAUUCCGGCGAGUGAGCAUUCGGUGAUGAUGGCCUUCCGCACGGAGAAAGAAGCAAUGGAGGCGAUGAUCGAGCACUUUGGCGAGGGCGUGUUUGCGUGUGUGAUGGAUUCGUAUGAUUACCAAAGGGCCCUGGAUUCUGUCCUGCCGGCGGUUGCGAGUUUCAAGCUGGAGAAGGGCGGAUUUUUGGUGCUUCGACCGGACAGUGGAGAUAUUAUCGAGUCCGUACUGCAGGGGUUGCGCGCUGCUGAGAAGGUAUUUGGGGUUGACGUGAACCAGAAGGGCUACAAGGUAAUCCGCGGAUGCGGUGUGAUCCAGGGCGAUGGAGUGACUUUCAAGUCACUGAGUCAGAUCCUGGAUGCAGUGCUGGCGGAGGGUUUUGCGGCCCAGAACUGUGCCUUUGGCAUGGGCGGUGGGUUGCUUCAGAAGUUGAACCGCGAUACGUUGUCGUUCGCGACUAAGUUGAGUCAUAUCGUCUACGCGGACGGUACCAGGAGGGAUAUCAUGAAGCAUCCAAAGACGGAUUCUGAAAAGACCAGUUUGCCGGGUAUCUUCGAUGUCAUCCGAAACGACCAGGGUAUCCCGAUGGUCUACCCUCGCGCUGAGGAUGGAAUACCGCACAAGGAUAACCUGUUGCAGGUGGUUUAUGAUCACGGCAAAGUGCCUCUGGCUGCGACGGGAACAACGUCUUCGCUGUUUGCACCAUCUGUGACUCCAUCUAUGGCCACCGAAGAGGAUCGUAUUCUGUCGUCCGCAGGUUCAUUGCAUGCGUGGCCAGUGUUUAGCGAGCUCAAGGGUCGUGUUCAAAAGGAGUGGGAGAAUUUGCCGAAGGUGUUUGACCCGAUCAGCAAGGAGUUGCGCGAGAAAAUCAAGGUUGUGUUGGCAGCUGGCGAACCCUGAGUGCGAGAGCAAGACAACGGUAUCUGUGGGAAUAGAGGUCAUAUCAGGAGGAAGAGAGAAGGGAUUGAUACGUGGGCAUUUUCACAAGUUGAAUCAUUGAAAUAAAAGACAUCAGGCAGAAGGCAGUUUUUGCUCUCGGAUGUAG